Messenger RNA from Menidia menidia (Atlantic silverside), 924 nucleotides. The record is from the annotation of a GenBank genome assembly. Lineage: Eukaryota; Metazoa; Chordata; Actinopteri; Atheriniformes; Atherinopsidae.
UUGUCUCACUUACUGUCUUUCAGGCAGACCCGGGAGCAGGAAACGCCUCCUGACUUCUUCUACUUCUCCGAUUUUGAGAGACACAAUGCUGAGAUUGCUGCUUUUCACCUGGACAGGAUUCUUGAUUUUCGGAGAGUACCCCCGGUGGCAGGGCGGCUUGUCAACAUGACAAGAGAGAUCAGAGAUGUGACGCGAGACAAGAAGCUGUGGAGGACCUUCUUUAUCUCACCAGCCAAUAAUGUGUGCUUUUAUGGGGAAUGCUCCUACUAUUGCUCCACUGAGCAUGCUCUGUGCGGUAAACCAGACCAGAUUGAGGGAUCCCUGGCAGCCUUCUUACCAGACCUCAACCUGGCCAAACGCAAGACCUGGAGAAAUCCCUGGAGGCGCUCGUACCAUAAACGCAAAAAAGCAGAGUGGGAGGUGGAUCCUGAUUACUGUGAUGAGGUGAAGCAGACACCUCCAUAUGACCGUGGCACUCGAUUGCUGGACAUCAUGGACAUGACCAUCUUUGACUUUUUAAUGGGAAAUAUGGACCGUCAUCAUUAUGAAACAUUUGAGAAGUUUGGAAAUGAAACCUUCAUCAUUCACCUUGACAAUGGAAGGGGGUUUGGAAAACACUCCCAUGAUGAGCUGUCCAUCCUGGUGCCGCUCAACCAGUGCUGCAGAGUGAGGAAAUCUACUUACCUACGUCUCCAGCUCCUGGCCAAAGAGGAAUACCAGCUGAGCUCCCUAAUGGAGGAGUCCCUGCUCCAUGACCGCCUGGCCCCUGUGCUUAUCCAGCCACACCUUAACGCGAUGGACCGCAGGCUCCGGCUGGUGCUCCAGGUCCUGGCUGGCUGCAUAGAGAAAGAGGGCUAUGUUAAUGUUGUGGAGGAGGACCUAGAGGGAGACACGGCCACCCACAGGGGCCCAGGCCACAGGUAG